AUGGGAUCGACUUCGACUUCGACUUCGUCCAUGUCUUCAACGUCUUCGACAACUUCUUCUGCAUCGGCUACAACAUCAGCGGCGCCGCAAUGUCAAGCGGGCAGCUAUACAAGCUCUACCAACGAUGUGCAGUUUAAUACUGCAUGUGAAAGAUAUUAUGUUGGCACUGAAAUAUCCAAUGGCGUCGUUGCUGACUUGCAAGGGUGCAUGGAUAUGUGCGCAAGCGAUUCAAACUGCGUUGCAGUAUCCUUGUCAUACAGCGGCAAUGUAUGCUACCUCUUCAGUUACACUGACUAUUCAACGCCCGGUGCCUCCUGGGAUCUGGCGGUUGUUUCUUCGCGGCCAUCUUCAACAUCUUCAGUCGACUCAACGUCUUCAGUCGACUCAACAUCUUCAGCUGAUUCAACCUCCGAAGCACCCUCAACAACAUCUUCAUCACCUCCUGCCUGCCAAAGUGGUACUUACAGUGGUACAAUAAAUCAGUUCAUGAUCACAUGUGAUGCCUCGCCAAAUGCAUACAGAACAAUGAGUAGUCUUGGAUCCGGAUAUACCCUGCAGACAUGCUUGCAAGCAUGCGAUGCCGAUAGCCAAUGUGAUGCUGCAACUUUCUCAGAGCAAUUUACAUACUGCACUCUAUUCAAUGGUGCCUUAUCAACCACAUACUCAAGCACAGGCACUGUUUACAUUUACAAAGUACCCGGAACAUCGUCAUCAGCUUCAACGUCUUCAGACGUAGCAACCUCAACAUCAACAUCCUUCACGUCUUCUACUACGUCUUCAUCUGCCUCCUCUACAACAUCAUCAGCACCACUUACCUGCGCUCAACUGGGCGGUACCUAUACUGGUCCUUCCAAUACGAUAUUCGAAGUCACAUGUGGAGCGAUAUUGGGAGGCUCUGCUUCUCCACCGACUCGUGUUGAUAGCUUUGAGCAGUGUAUGGACCUGUGCCAAGCUGAUUCUACUUGCGUUGGAGUGUCAUUCUUUCCCUCUAUGGGUCGUUGCUACUUGGUUGCUGUGUAUGUUGGUUCGAGCGCGGCUCCUCCCUAUGAUGUGGCUAUCAUCCCAGCCCGAUUGCCUUCAACGUCUUCAACGUCUUCAACGUCUUCAACGUCGUCAGCCGAUUCAACCUCAACGUCAGCAGUAGUGACGACCACAGAGUCUUCAACUGAAUCCUCUACAUCCAUACCAUCUACAUCUACAUCUACAUCUGCUUCGUCUUCGUCUUCGUCUUCGUCUACGUCUUUAUCUACCUCUUCGUCUAUGUCUUCGUUUGCUUCAUCAUCUACCUCUGCAUCAUCUACAUCGUCUUUGUCUACGUCUACGUCCUCUACAGACAUAUCAUCUACGUUCAUGUCAUCGUCAGCUACGUCAUCUGCAUCUACGUCUUCUACAGCUACACUUCCUACAGCUACCUCACUUACAACUACAACAUCCACCCCAUCUUCAACUCUAUUCAUCUCUACAACUUUACCGGCAUCCUCAGAGUCCAUCUCCACAGAAUCGACGUCACAGUCCACGGCGGAGUCCACAUCUCAGUCUGAAUCUCAGUCUACGUUUCUGUCCACGUCUCUCUCUACAUCAAACACUGUAUCAGAGUCUACUCUGCCGCCUGCAACAUCAACCUCUGCGGGAUCUUCUCUCCUUUCUUCUGUUCUCACUCCCACUACAACCUCAAGUACUGAAACCUCCACCAUCAUGACAUCUGCCAGCACCGAGAACCCAAGCUCCGAGACGUCUACCAGUGAGACAACCGUCUCUUCUACCUCUGCAGCACCGGAAGCAAGUUCAAGCAGCUCCAGUCAAACUACAACGGAGACGGAGUCUACAAUACUAUCCACCCAACAACAGACCUCAACCGUCACAAGCGUUCCGUCAUUUGAAUCUUCACCUUCGCCAACCUUGACUACAUCGACGACUUCAUCAACUCCUUCUACAAGCCCAAUAAAUAUCCAAGUUCUUGACGGUUAUGAGUUUAUCGCCUGUCUGCAGUCCGACGAGGGAUUUCCAACCUUUACAACGGUAGCAACCCAGGCCGACAUGACAACAGAGAUCUGUGUUAGGUUGGCUGCUGGAAGCAUUUAUGUUGGUGUUUAUGAACAUCUACCGCCAAUCAGUCUCUUCUUCUUCCUUCUCUUCCUCCUCUUCCUCCUCUUCCUCCUCUUCCUCCUCUUCCUCCUCUUCCUCCUCUUCCUCCUCUUCCUCCUCUUCCUCCUCUUCCUCCUCUUCCUCCUCUUCCUCCUCUUCCUCCUCUUCCUCCUCUUCCUCCUCUUCCUCCUCCUCUUCAAGGGCUUCGCAGGCUUCAGGAACAGGGGCGUUGUCAUUAACAUCCCCUCUCAAAAAACGACUAUGUCCACGACUCCGAAGGAGUCGAGAUCAAUCUCUGGCACUCCAUCUCCAAUCACACCCGUCCCUAUCCGAACGAUUCACGUCACCAAGGGUAUUACCUACACAGAGAUUGUCAUUGCAACAACAGUAACCACUGUCACAUAUGUCACUAUCAACCCAAGUCAGCCAGCAGUUCUUAUCACUACUUGUAUACCGGUAACUCUGGAAUACACUCCCUGCAGCUGUGAUCAUCAAGAAUAUCCACCAGUAGAUAUGACCACCAUUAUCUCGCCUUGCGACGCCUGUGGUUAUCAGGGGCAGGAUAUUGUUACCAUGGUGGUUCCAGUUGCUGCUUGUGAGAGCGGCGGUGUGAACUACAAAUCUUCCGGCUGGAUCGACGGUGAGGCUGGAAACAACGGAUACCCUGAUGGGAUCCAAGGUCAUCAGAUUUACACUGGUAGUGAAGGAGAUGUCAGCUCCCCAUCUCAACCGGCCCAGGGCCAGCAGAACGGCGAGGGAUUGGGUUACGAGAAUGGGCCCUCAGGUAUUGAAGCCGCGACUCAGGCAUCAGGAGGCGGGGCGCAGAACAAACAGCCAGCCAACCUCCAACCAGCACAAGGCCAAAAGAGCGGCAAGGGACCGGAUUAUCAGAACGGACCCUUAGGUACUAAGGCAGCCGCCCAGGGACCAGCAGAUGAGGCACAAAACAAGAAGACAGCAAGCCUCAUGCCGACACAAGGCCAGCAAAAUACUGAUAGACCAGGUGGUGAGAACGAGGGAUCGUCUGUAGCAGUCCAAACUUCGCCAGGGGAUAACAACAAGAACCAACCAGGUGUCCCAGCAUCCCAAUCCGGUGAUGCACAGAAGCCUUCCAAACCCUCGCCUCUUACCGAGGGCCAGCAAGUUUCUUCAGGCGGCCUCGCAAGAGAAACAGGCGUCGUGCCAGCGCCUCAACCCAACACUCCGUCUCGCCCUUCUCAACCAGUGCCUGUUCAUGGAGAUCACCCAGCCAUGUCCACGACGUUCGCUACCGAGGUUGAAGUCACUAAAGAGAUUGGGACAUCCGAGUCAACACACAGUCUUAGUUCUUUGGGACCUGGUGAGUCUUCAUCUGUUCCAUCGACGGUUUCUUCGUCUGGAGCAUACAGACAUCAGAUCAUGGGCUGGAAUGCGAUGGUCGUGAUAGUGGUAGUGGCGCUGUUACUUUAA
Messenger RNA from Fusarium verticillioides 7600, 3534 nucleotides. RefSeq lists its product as hypothetical. Lineage: Eukaryota; Fungi; Ascomycota; Sordariomycetes; Hypocreales; Nectriaceae. The record is from RefSeq and is a predicted model, not a curated record. The coding region runs from base 1 to 3534 and encodes 1177 amino acids. The transcript has 3 exons.